AUGGAAGAGAAGCGUGACUCCAUCCACGCCUUAGCUCUUAACUGCGCGAAACGACAUCUACCUCCUGCUCAAUUUGUCAAUUUCUACAAUGAGCUUGUCAACGAAUUGUAUGGAUCAAUUAUCAACAGGUCCGAGGACGCCAAGUCUGAUAUCGAUGUGGAUGUCUACGAGGAGCUCUCAAUUUGCUUGCUGAGAGUUCUGGAAUCACAACCCAGCAUGCUUCUCUCAGAUUACGUCAAUGAGGUCUUGUUUGUCAAUUACAAUACAGAACUAGCGCAUAAAAUGUUUCCUCAACUUUACACAAUUAAAGAUCUCUCUGUUUUGGCUGUCCUUCUGUCAAAAGCUAGCGCUUUCUUUCUAGACUUGAAUGAUAAAUUACUCAUUGACCAGAUAUGCGACGAUCUGAGUGAUCUCAUAAUACCUUGCAUUUUUGCCGUUGAUUUUGGUGCACAAAGUAACCAGAUAGUUCUGUCUGUUGCCAAGUUUGUGCGGAACAUCUCACAUAUCUCUACUAAUCCAAUUCUAGUCACAGAGAUCAGUACUAAAGACAAAAUCGACAAUUUCAUGUCACAACUUUCCAAGACAAAUAAACUUCUUUAUCGAAAACUGCACCAUGAUUUCGAGUCCCUUUUCAAAAUUGAGGGUGUCUCGGCUAUAAAGAAUGAAUGUUCACCCAACGGCCUUGCCUCACCAUCGGCUGUAUCACCAAAAUAUAAAGGAAUUCCAUUAGCCAGUACGAGGAGCUCUCUUCACGCCGUAACGACUUCAUCAAAAUUCCGAAAUGGCAAGCUCGUGCGAUAUUGCAAGAAUUUAUGGCUGAACAAUAAGAUUCUCAACUGGUCAACAAAUGCCCGAGAUUUCGUUUCUGACUAUGGUGCAAUUGAGGCCAAUGUACUAGCCGAUGGGUUGACGGGUUCAACAAGCGUCGAGAAAAUUAUGACCGAUUUAAUCGAAACCUCCUUCACUUCUUUCGCUCAAUUUGUUAGCAACAAGCAAUAUCACCAGCCGAACUUCAAUCUCAAUCUUUUGGAGAGGCAGUGGGCGAUCUUCAUCACCAAACAGCUCCCACUUCAUAUAAUGGAAUGCAUUCCUAAAGCCCCAGAUGCUGUAAUUACCGCACUUGAGAAUGUCGACCACAAGGUGAUAAAGGUUCUCAAGUCAUACGCCUCAGACAAAGACGAUGCGAAAAGCGGUGGUAGUGAUUUGUUCGAGGAAGUUCCCAAUAAAAACAUGGACAUUAGGCAUGAAUUCCUAAAAAACCUAAUUUUGUUGGGCUGUCAACCACCUUCGGUUCUCAAUGACUAUCUGCGAGAAGACCAUGUCGUCGACACAAAGUCGUUACUUUCUAAUGACACAGUUGUGAUACGAAAUACACAAGGUGUGAAAGAAAGCAUUAGCGAUUUUCCUCGCUUCAUAAAAGAAAAAAUCAACGAACUAGAUGUAGAGUCCAUGUUCAGUAUUGUUGAAGAUCCCAUGAACAGCAAUGAUAGUGACAUAGUUCAAGUCCUCCGCAAGUUUGACACAUUAGCAGCUACGAAGCAAAGGGAGCUAUCAGAAGUGUUCCAUGAAGUGUUCUGUGAGUCCGCUAGAAACUUCGACUGUAAGACCGUUUCCAAAAUAUGUUGUCUGAUGUGUUUCAACCUCUCACAUUCGUUGACAACCAUAUUAACGUUCAUAGCUCCAGCCCGAUUUGUGGCCGUCGCGGCAGAAUUUGUUGAUGAAACCUGGGACACAUAUAUGAAGCAAUCAAACGGGGCCAAUGACGACUUUGAGCCCAACACCGAAUUUGUUUGCUUCACAUACUGUCUGAUACUUAUCAUCAACAUCACGAGAGUCUACGGUGUUCCAUUUGUUGGUUCUAUACCCUCGAAUUUCCAGCUUUCAUCGAAAUCCUUUACUGUUAAGUUUCUCUCUGACUUAGGGACCAUAGCGCCUCAGUUGGAUUUGUUCUCAAUGGAGAAUUCAAAUGUGACACUGGAGAACUGGGUACGUGAUUUGUUCGUGAAUGGGAGUUUGUCGGAUUCUCUCAUAAAAUUUGCAGAUGCUAAGGAUAUAACCAAGUUGAUUCCUUUUAUUUUCAAGCAGAGCAUCCUCGGUGUUGAAGUAGGCGCAAUACGCGAUGUUUCCACCCUUACCGGCGGCUUCGAGUACUUCUUGCAACCUUUUCUAAUUGUGGGUCUUAUAGGAAUAGUCUUUUGGUCAGACUACUAUCUAACUGGCCUAAAAAGUAAAAAUGGUUCAAAGGAGUUGUUGGAUCCAAUCUUUGAGAUGUUCAGCUCUCUACUCAACCCUUCAACUUUGAAUGAAGAAGCACGGCCUUUGCAUACGCUUAUUUUGAGACUAAAUGCUGUUCCGCUGCUGAAGGCUACCAGGGCCUUCCUUAACCAGUCCGCAUCAAACUAUGGGAUAUAUUCUUCAGAUUCCGCGGGCGGUCCUAAGCUGGAGUCACUGAUUUCUCACCUGGAACGUACGUGCUCUACUGCCAAUCUUUACAACAUUGAUUCUGGAAGCUUGAGUUCAGAGAAUGGCUAUCCAAGAAAAGAGCUACCGCUGUCUUCUUUUUCCAUAACAGCAGAACAUUCAAUUAAUGGGAUUCUGCACAACCAAAUCAACUCAUUCUGGAACAUGCAUAGCAGCACGUACUACAACCUUGAUUACCUAUUUGCGUUUAUUGACAUUAUGACGCCGUUCAGCUUUUUCGAGGCCACACUUUCCUCUCUCCGAUCUAAAACCUUCGAAUCCACACGCUCGAGCAAUCGCUUCAAAAGUACCGAUGGUGAAAGUUCAGCACCUUUGGAUUAUUUCUUCCAUUUUCUGGUGACGCACGAUUUGAGAAGAGUUUCGGACAAAAACGAACUGCUAAACUACAUGACUUCUUCGCAGGAAAGUGGUCCUAGCGUUGGAAAGCCAGUUAUUGAACAAAACUCACACACGAAAGUUGAACAGCACUCUGAUGAAGAUUUCGAUAUGCUUUUUGGCGAGGAUACCAGUGCUCCUGGGAAUGAAACUGAUGUUGCAAUGAACGAUGCAAAAACGAACGAUAAGGCCGCGUCUAGAGCGUCUUUAUUUUUGGGCCCAUCGUUCGCUAUUGUGCUUUGCGACUUGCUAUCAGACAAAGGAGCGCUUUUAAAAUUGACUUCCUCCGCUAAAGAAGAAUAUGAAGAGCUAAAGUUUCUUCAUGAAAAGUACGUUGAAAUUCUACGGUCAGAUGCUGUGUAA
Messenger RNA from Lachancea sp. 'fantastica', 3219 nucleotides. Lineage: Eukaryota; Fungi; Ascomycota; Saccharomycetes; Saccharomycetales; Saccharomycetaceae. The record is from the annotation of a GenBank genome assembly.